AUGCAGCGGCGCUUCAUUGCCAUGCAGCGGCGUCUCACCCAUGAGGCCAUGAAGGCACUCAUUGCGAGCAAGCGCCAAGGGCGCCUGAGUCGCACGCACUUGAUUGAUGUAAGGGGGCAGGAUGAGGUGCAGGUCACCGGUCUCAUUCCACUUGCCAUAAACAUACCGCUUGAUCAGCUUGAGUGUGCGCUGAAAAACGACCAGGAAUCCUUUCUGAAUAAAUAUGAGGCCCCAAAGCCGCUACAUAGCGAAACGCUUGUCAUGUACUGCAAGAUGGGCAGCCGGGCAGAGCAGGCGGCGGCGAUCGCUACUCAGUGCGGUUAUCACAACACGGAAGUGUACUUGGGUGGCUGGGACGAAUGGUCCAAUCUUUCCACGAAAGGCAAGGGCGUAUAG
Molecule: messenger RNA, 396 nt
Organism: Trypanosoma grayi
Lineage: Eukaryota; Euglenozoa; Kinetoplastea; Trypanosomatida; Trypanosomatidae
Product: Heat shock protein 67Bb
Exons: 1
Coding region: 1-396 (131 amino acids)
Cellular component (GO): mitochondrion
Molecular function (GO): thiosulfate-cyanide sulfurtransferase activity
Source: RefSeq, a predicted model, not a curated record